CUCCCACUCAAUGUUAGGCGUCUCAGUGAACUAAAGAUAAAGUGAAAUAUGUCAGAUGAUUUAACCAUAGCGUGUCACAGUAGUAUGUGUCUAUAGUUGUAAAUAACACUUGUCGAUGCACAUUGCCUGUUCAAACAGGCGGAAUAAAUAUAUAGUGCGACAGAUACGUCUGGCUGUCAGUUGAGCUUUGUAUUUUUUCAAGAAUAUAACUUAAAGUCAUGGCGUCUGAUUUGAGUUCCCAGUUCACAUGGAGUUUGUACCAGAAGGUUUCGCUUGGCGGAGGGAAUGUGCUAAUUUCACCACACAGUGUCGGCUCGGCGCUGAUGUUAGCCUGCCUAGGGGCUCGGGGGAAUACCGAAAAUCAGAUCGGAAAGGCUCUGGGGUACUCGGGAAACACCCCUGCGGAAUGGCACGCGGCGUUUAGUCAAAUGAACUCGCAGAUGAAGCAAUCCAGGGACGGUGACGAUGGUGUUAUUGUCGAUAUUGCAAACAAGAUGUUCGCUAGGCUCGAUCUAGACGUUUUGGAAAAGUACUCCAAAGAUGCAGACGAGCUCUACAAGUCUGGAACCGAGCUUAUGGAUUUUGCGACGAAAGCAACAGAAUGCCGUCUUGCGAUAAACAAAUGGGUCGAAGAGCAGACAAACAAUAAAAUUCAGGAUCUUCUCCAGGAGGGGACUAUUUCAGCUUCGACAAAUCUCGUAUUGGCAAAUGCGGUCUACUUCAAGGGAAAGUGGGAUAAGCCAUUUGAAGCUUCGAACACCCAACCGUUUGAUUUCUAUAAAACGGCUACGGAAAGUAUGAAAGUUGAUAUGAUGAGAAAAAAAUUCGAUUUGAGAUAUGUGUCAGAUGAGGCUUUGAAAUGUAGCGCUGUGGAAAUACCGUAUCAACACCGAACUGUUACCAUGACAAUUAUCCGACCCGACUCAGUAGAAGGACUUCCGGAGCUCGAACGGAAUCUGAGCGCAGAAAAUCUCUCGAAAUUAAUGGAGAGAGCUCGUACAGAAAUGAAAGCGAAGGUAGACCUUGGCCUUCCGAAAUUCAAAUUUACGGAAACUACUGAUCUUUCCCGAACUCUUCCAGAACUCGGCAUAACCGACUUAUUUGAUCCGUCUGCCGUCGACUUGAGCGGGAUGACAAGCGUUGAAGGUGUUGCGUUCACUGACGUCAUACACAAGGCGUUCGUCGACGUUAACGAAGAGGGAACGGAGGCGGCAGCGGCGACUGCGAUGAUUUCGCGUAUGAUGAUGAUGCCGAUUGAUGAAGUCACCUUCAUUUGCGACCGUCCUUUCUUGUUCCUCAUCACCGAUGUUGCCAGCUCGGCCGUCUUGUUCAUUGGUCGCUUCAGCACACCGUAGUUACAGCGCGCGUUAUUAAACAAUAUCAUGGAUUAGGCCUACAUGUACUUAUACUGGCUUUUUUUUAUUUUAACGUCAUUCUAAAAAAAGUGAAACGUUCGUUAACAACUUUCCUUGCGGAAGCUGUAACUCUUGAGAGGAACGCACAUAUUUAAUUCCUGUUAUUGUAAAAACACUAUACUGUUAUAAAUUGACCAAAUACUAUCGGUAGAUUCAUGUAUAAACUAUAACAAACUUAAAUAUCAUCCAAAUUUAUUCAGAUGUUCAAUAAUUGUACGUAUUUAAACUAAGCAAAAUUUUUCGUUUUGGGUAUACAUAAUUUACGUCAUAUCUUCUAUAAUUUUCUUCAUGCUUAAACUAUAUUUUCGAACUUACUGCUUUGUACUUGCGUUAUUAACCGCCUAAAUAAUUUAUAAUUACAUAUAUUUUCCAAUAAUUGCAUUUGCUGAUAUCGAUCGCAUUUGUGUUUGCAGUUGAUGAUUAUGUAUCACAUUGUGGAAAUAACACAAAUAUAAUUAAUGACAGCAUGUAAAGAGCGUUGUUUCCGUGUGUCAUCUAAAGCAUGACAUAAUAACUGUGCUGUGUAUACGUUUCCAAAUGUGUCAUGUUCAAACUAAGGGUCAUCAGCUAAUGCUUUGAUUCAUAUGAAAAGUUACUGUUCACUUAUGGUUGUUAAUUUGCACUAAAUCAGUUCGUUUCCCUACGUGGUCGAAAGUAUUGUAUAGUUCUUAAUAGUUAAUUUUCUCUACUGGAAUAAAAUCAUAUAGCAAUUGCAAA
This is a messenger RNA of Dreissena polymorpha, 2132 nucleotides long. RefSeq names its product leukocyte elastase inhibitor-like. The record is from RefSeq and is a predicted model, not a curated record. NCBI's taxonomy places the organism in Eukaryota, Metazoa, Mollusca, Bivalvia, Myida, Dreissenidae. Gene Ontology annotation, molecular function: serine-type endopeptidase inhibitor activity. The coding region runs from base 219 to 1355 and encodes 378 amino acids. The transcript has a single exon.